CCCCCUUUUCCCCCUUGAAAAGCAGGUAGUUGCAGAGCUGUGUGGAGGCGGGCAGGUUUAUCAGGUUGUCUGGCUGUUGGGUCAGCCUGUCUGUCUUCAUUCCUUCAGAAGGAUCUUAGUACUUAGCUCAAACUGUUCUCAAAUUCUCGGCUGCUCUUUCUCCGCCUCUCUUAAAUUUUAAUUUUUUUGCGGUGAGUCCCAUUAUGUAUCCCUGACUGGCCUGGAACUUGCUAUGUAGACUAGACUAGGCUGGAACCUACAGAAAUCCAUCUGCAUGCAUCUGCCUCCUGAGCCACUGUGCCUCUCUGGUCUAUGUCAAAGGAAGACUGUCGUCAGGGCUAGGAAGCAGUUCCUAGCAGGAGAGCCACACUGACUUCACAGACCAGAGGUACAGGAGAACUCUCCGGCGCAGCAGGCGGGCCUGGAGCCCUACUUUGACUUCAUCAUCACCAUCGGGCACUCGAGGCUGAACAAAGAGAACGACACGCUGAAGGCACUGUUGAAGGCCAAUGUGGAGAAGCCGGUGAAGCUGGAGGUAUUCAACAUGAAGACCAUGAAGGUGCGCGAGGUGGAGGUGGUGCCCAGCAACAUGUGGGGCGGCCAGGGCCUGCUGGGAGCCAGCGUGCGCUUCUGCAGCUUCCGAAGGGCCAGCGAGCACGUGUGGCAUGUGCUGGACGUGGAGCCCUCUUCACCUGCCGCCCUGGCUGGCCUGUGCCCUUACACAGACUACAUAGUUGGCUCUGACCAGAUUCUCCAGGAGUCGGAAGACUUCUUUACCCUCAUCGAGUCCCACGAGGGGAAGCCCCUGAAGCUGAUGGUGUAUAACUCCGAGUCUGACUCCUGCCGGGAGGUGACUGUGACUCCCAAUGCAGCCUGGGGUGGAGAGGGCAGUCUGGGGUGUGGUAUUGGUUAUGGAUACCUGCACCGGAUUCCAACGCAGCCCUCCAGCCAGCACAAGAAGCCACCCGGUGCCUCACCACCUGGCACUCCAGCUAUGACCCCACAACUUAAUGCCUUUCCUCUUGGUGGCCCACCACCCUGGCCCAUCCCUCAGGAUUUGUCUGGCCCAGAGUUGGGUUCUAGGCAGAGUGACUACAUGGAGGCCCUACCACAGGUCUCUAGUAGCUUUAUGGAGGGACAGCUCCUUGGGCCUGGGAGUCCUAGCCAUGGCACCACUGACUAUGGGGGAUGCCUACAUUCCAUGGAGAUCCCACUUCAGCCUCCACCUCCAGUGCAGCGAGUCAUGGACCCAGGCUUCCUGGAUGUGUCAGGCAUGUCCCUUCUGGACAGUAGUAAUACAAGCGUGUGCCCCAGCCUGUCAUCCUCCACAGUGUUGACCUCCACAGCGGUUUCCACCUCAGGACCAGAAGAUAUUGGUUCCAGCAGCAGUUCUCAUGAGCGGGGCGGUGAAGCCACGUGGUCAGGGUCAGAGUUUGAGAUCUCCUUCCCAGACAGUCCAGGGGCCCAGGCCCAGGUGGACCACCUGCCCCAGCUGACGCUCCCUGAUGGCCUCACGUCUGCAGCCUCACCUGAAGAAGGGCUGUCUGCAGAGCUGCUGGAAGCACAGACUGAAGAGCCGGCAGACACGACUAUCCUGGAUUGCAGGGCAGAGACUGAGGGGCAAGCCGGCCAAGCCCAGGACGCCCCAGAUCCAGAGCCUGGGCUGUGAGAACGCCCCUGGUGACAUCUGGUGUGGCUUAGUUGUGUAGCUCUCUAGGCUGCAGCCUCUAGUGAGGCACAGGCUUUGCUAGAGUACAUACAUGGUCCUGGAUUGAACACUGGAGCAACGACCAGCUUCUGUAGAGGCAGGAGACUGGAAUCUAGACUGUGUCAAUGAAGGAAGCAUUGAUGCCUUCUGGGAAGGAGGCAGCAGGCCCCAUCACAGUGUCCAUGUGAAGAUGGGGUGAGGGACAGGAGGCUGUGUCCACAAGCAGCCACACCUAUACUGGGAGGACCCCGAGUCCCAAUGCCCUUCCUCAUUCUAAUCCUUACACUGGAUAAGAGAGGUAGUAUAUACCUGGUCACUUCUAGGCCCUGCAGAGGGAUCUACCUCUGCUGGCUGUUCACUAGCCCCAGGGGGAGGUGCAAGCAAGCAGACACUCCAAUUCUUGUUUCCUGUGAUCUCUCCUUUCAGCCUUCACACACAAACAACAGGCUCUGAGUAUACAAGGUAGAGCUGGCUCUGGCGGUAGACAGAUCAAACUAAGCUUCCUGUCAAACCCUUCUACCCAGCCGUUCUCGCCCUGAGAGUUGGUAGAGCCCUCCCGUCUGUCCUCAGUGUAAGGAAGGAUGCCUUUAGAGGACAUCUGUGCUGCUGCCUUGCUACAGAUAGCACCAGGCAUGUCCUCUGCAGCUCCAGUCCCAUGUCCUUUGGUCUUGUUUUCCAGCCUCUUUGUCCCGCCAUCCACAGACCAUGUAACUGUCUGUCCAGGGCACAUAGACUGUUAAGCAAGGGCUCUCUGUUCCAGGAAGCACAGUGGGCCAGGUCCUGGAUGGGUGAACACAACCCCAAGCACUAGGAAUACAUUCAUAGCCAGGCCUGUGAGCUCCCCGCACUCCCCCACUCCCAGUGAGAGGGGCCUGUGGCUGUACAACAUGGCUUACCACAGGGCUGCUCUGGGGCCAGCUCAAUUUAGCUCUGUGGUUAGGCACUCUGACCCCCAGCUGCCCUCACUGGAAGGUCCUGCUUCUCAGGACCCCAUGUGGGGUGAGACGGAUGCUGAUGCUGUUUCAAGUAUGAACCCCCACAUGUUUCCCUGUAGUCUGCUGUGGGGAAAGUGACAAAUGAAAAAAUAAACAUGUCCGGCACACUGAA
Mastomys coucha (southern multimammate mouse) is the source of this 2815-nucleotide messenger RNA. It is a transcript of the gene Gorasp1, whose product is annotated as golgi reassembly stacking protein 1. The transcript has 9 exons. Gene Ontology annotation, biological process: Golgi organization. Bases 545 to 1669 code for a protein of 374 amino acids. Lineage: Eukaryota; Metazoa; Chordata; Mammalia; Rodentia; Muridae. Gene Ontology annotation, molecular function: protein binding. The record is from RefSeq and is a predicted model, not a curated record. Gene Ontology annotation, cellular component: Golgi apparatus.